Messenger RNA from Uloborus diversus, 1399 nucleotides. RefSeq names its product DNA polymerase kappa-like. The transcript has 8 exons. Gene Ontology annotation, cellular component: nucleus. NCBI's taxonomy places the organism in Eukaryota, Metazoa, Arthropoda, Arachnida, Araneae, Uloboridae. The coding region runs from base 49 to 1296 and encodes 415 amino acids. The record is from RefSeq and is a predicted model, not a curated record. Gene Ontology annotation, biological process: error-prone translesion synthesis. Gene Ontology annotation, molecular function: damaged DNA binding; DNA-directed DNA polymerase activity.
AAUCUUAAGAAAAUUAAUGAAUUUCAAAGAAAAGAUUCCUUAGAAAAGAUGUCGGCAUUGGGGUCAGCUUUAGAAGCAGAACGAGACUUGACCCACUCAAUAGUUCACAUCGACAUGGAUGCCUUUUAUGCUGCAGUUGAAAUGUUAGAUGAUCCAGGUCUCAAAGAAAAGCCUAUGGCUGUUGGCUCUUCAUCUAUGCUGUCAACAUCAAAUUAUCAAGCUAGAAAAUAUGGUGUGCGUGCAGCUAUGCCUGGAUUUAUAGCAAAAAGAUUAUGUCCAGAGCUUGUUAUAGUUCCCUGCAAUUUUGAUAAAUACAGAAAAGUUAGCCAUAAAAUAAGAGAUAUUUUAAAAACCUAUGAUCCAGAUUUUAGCCCUGCAAGCUUGGAUGAAGCAUACUUGGAUUUAACUAUGUACAUAAAGGAUAAAUAUCGCAAACAGCUCCACCUUGAAUACUGUUUGAAAAAGAGUUUUUGUGAAUUUUUUUCUGAUGAAGAAAAUGAUCCUCUUUCUCAGUCUAAUUACGAAAAUUGCAUCACUUGUAGCCAGCCAAUCAGUUUUGAAAAAAGGGAUGAAAUGGCCUAUGACAUUGUUGAAGAAAUAAGAAAACAGAUAUAUGAAACUACUCAACUCACUGCAAGUGCAGGCAUAGCGCCAAAUACAAUGCUAGCAAAAGUAUGCUCUGAUCAAAACAAACCAAAUGGUCAAUACCAAAUAUGUUCAACAGUGGAGGCUGUGAAAUCUUUCAUUUCAACUUUGCCUGUCAAAAAAAUUUCUGGUAUAGGUCCAGUUCAAGGCCAAAUUCUAAAUGCAAUUGGAAUUCAUACGUGUGCUGACAUAUGGGAGAAAAGGGACAUUGUUGGUGUUUUGUUCUCUACCAUAUCUGUAGAUUUUUAUAUCAGAGUAGGUUUAGGCAUAGGAAGCACUACUGUAAAAAGUGAUUACGUUAGAAAAAGUAUAGGAGUUGAGCAUACAUUUAAAGACACACAUCAGCGUGAUGAACUAUACAAGCGGUGUAUGGAUCUCUGUGAAGAAAUGAUAGAAGAUCUCAAAUCACGUAAAUUGAUGGGUAAAGUUGUGGUUCUGAAAAUUAAGACGUCUAAUUUCGAAACCCAUACAAGAAAUCAUUCUUUAGCAUACCAUACUGAUGAUCAAGAAAUAAUUUGUAAGGCAGCCAAGAAACUACUGGAUUUUGAAAUUUCAGCUAGCGCUCCUCAUCCACUUACACUCCGACUAAUGGGAAGCUGCACUUCAAAGAAUUUGGGAGCAACAAAUUGUCAAAAAUGGACAAUAAAAUGAAGAGGAUAGAUGAAUAUUUCCAGUGAAAUUUUUGUAUCAUAAGCAAGUCACAUUAAUUGUAUAUUUUAGAGUUAAUAAUUUAAUUCUGUUAUAUUUUAAAUUA